AUGUCCUGCCAGACAAAUCCAUUGCAGCAACUACUUUCAAAAAAGGAGCAGAUCGAGACGGGAUCUUCCUUCAUGUCUUCUGUAAGAGGUGCUUCCCACCAACAAAAACUGGGUCAACGUCAUGGAUUCUCCCCGGAACAAACCUUUUUCACUAACCAACAAGGUUCCUCAUCUUCUGCCUUCAUGACAAAUGAUGUUUCAUCAGCAAAAUUCCUGCGUACUCCUUCAUCACAGCGUCCAAACCAACCUUCUAACAUUCAUGGGAACAGUGAGGGUACAGAAUCUUGGCUCCCACAGUUCUCUUCCAUGAAAAUCAAUGAUCCGCUAGAGUUCAGUUCAGAAUAUAAAAAUUUGUAUAAUAACUACGAGAAACGCACACAACCUUCACCAUACCUUCAGUUCUCACCUUCAACUCAUGUAUCUACUAGGCCGCAAUUAUUUAGAAGAGAAACGACGGACUAUCAACAUUUUAAAAAAUUACAACUGCAGUCUUCUUUCAGUGCACCUAUCCAAGAAGCUGCUAAUGAGGAUAUGGUGCAAUUAGAUUCAUAUUUUGACCUCAAAUUUGAGUCACUAGAAAAUGAACUUAAUGAACUGGAUGAUUCCUUGGACUCUGAACAGAGAGAAUUGCAAAAAGUUGCAUCAAAUAUCGUAGAAUCGUCUUCAGCGCCUAGAUCGCCUGGGCUAAGACCCAAACUGGCAAGUUCCAAAUUUAUUGGACUAAUGAGAAGGAUUAGUGAUGGAGUAGUUACCGUUAAGAAAACUGAAAAUACGUUGUAUUCACCUGUAAAUGGAGAGAUUGUCGGUAAUGAAUACUUCCCCAUACAAAAUAAAGUUAAUGAUACGAAACAUCUCAAUGCCUCUCAAUAA
Kazachstania africana CBS 2517 is the source of this 870-nucleotide messenger RNA. RefSeq names its product Pex21p (gene PEX21). NCBI's taxonomy places the organism in Eukaryota, Fungi, Ascomycota, Saccharomycetes, Saccharomycetales, Saccharomycetaceae. The coding region runs from base 1 to 870 and encodes 289 amino acids. The transcript has a single exon. The record is from RefSeq and is a predicted model, not a curated record.